UAAAUGUUUGUGGGCUGUGGGGAUUUGGUAAUGUGGCCAAUGGCCUUAACUUGUUGGUAAGAUGUGUGCAUUUUCUGAGAAAUGUGUGUGAAGACGCGUUUUCUGGAGACGUGCCAUGACAAGUGGGUUGCAGUAAGAAGCUGACUUGCAUUCGAAGCUCCGACGACCUGCAAGUGACUGGAGAUGGGGGAAGAAGAGGCGGCCAAUCCGCCGGCCUCGGCGUCAGCUUCGGCGGAGGACAUCGAUCCGCGCCUCGAGUUCAUCUCCGACUACAUCAGCAAGAGCCUGCGCAUCAAGCUGGAGAAGUGGCAGAAGAUGAUGGGCACCACCGACAUGCGCGCCGUGGUGAUGGACUUCUGCGACAAGGCGGACUCCGCCGAGCUGCUGGUCAUUACGCAGAAUAAUGCCGGCGCGCUGAUUCCGGGCACGGAAUUCCCGGCCAACCCGAAGGCUAAGAGUAUCUAUUUCCUGAAGCGCGAGAAGAAGCCGCUGCCGAAGAAGGAGGUCCACGAGGCGCUCGUGUUCGGAGACCUGUCCAACAGUCCCCUGGAGCAGCUCUCCGUGCUCGUGGAGAACGUACUGGUGCCGCUGCUGACGAAUCCCGAGAACCAGAAGGGCUGGCCAAAGGUGGUGUCUCAAGAUGUGGAGAAGCAUAUUCAUGAGCUGAAGGGGACUAUCUACAGAAUGGUGGGACAGAUCAAGGGGAAGACGCUGCUGCCGAUGCCGAUCAAUAGGGACCACGUAGCCGAGGCCGAGAGGAAAGCGCUCGAAAAUGGCGAGCUGGUGGACGUGGUGCUGAAAGGCUCCAUCGAGUCGAUGGCCAUCAAGUGGAACGCCCAGGUGGACGAGGUGCUGAAACGGGACUCGUCGGCCGCCCUGGUCGGCGGACAGAGUCCCGGGCCCAUGGUCGAGGUGCAGUUCUGGAACAGCCGCGCCGAGAAUCUGGAGUGCAUCUACGACCAGAUGAAGGACGGGGACGUCAAGAAGAUGGCCAUCAUCCUGGAGCAGUCGCGCUCCGCCUACUUCCCCGCCUUCAAGGCCAUGUUCCGCAACGUGGUGGCAGCGCUGAACGAGGCACAGGACAUCUGCCUGCACCUGCGGCCGCUGGUGACGCAGAUCGAGGCGGUGGAGUCCGCCGACCUGACGGACGUGGACGUGCUGCUGCGGCCGCUCAUCCACACCGUCUGCCUCGUCUGGGCCAACUCGCGCUACUACAGCACGCCCGGCCGCAUCAUCGUGCUGCUCCAGGAGAUCUGCAACAUGAUCAUACACACGUCCCGCACGUUUCUGGACCCGGGCUCCAUAUUCCAAGCCGAGGCGGAGGAGGCCGUGCAGAAUGUGUACACCACACUGCGAAUGUUGAAGCUGUUCAGACACGUCUAUGAAGAGUACAAGGAGAAGCUGCCCAAGUUCUUCCCGUCGGCAGAGCUGGUCAAGCUGUGGGAGUUCCAGCCGGAGCUGGUGUUCUCCAGGUUUAAUCGGUUCUUCAAGCGUCUGGAGACCAUCAAGGAGUUUUUCGAGUCGUCGCUGGAGUUUCUGAAGCUGGAGAAGGUUGAGAUCGGCGGCAUCCGGGGCAAGGCGCUCAGUUCCGAGGUCCUGGUCGUGUUCAACCAGUUCAACGAGUAUUACGCCCACUUUGCGGGACAGACGUACGACAGCCUGGACCCGGACGACGAGUCGUUCGUCGCCGACUACGAGACGUUCACCGGCCACAUCCUGGACCUGGACCGGCGGCUGGCCACCUGCGUCUGCCAGGCGUUCGACGACUGCGUGUGCAGCGAGUCGGCCUUCAAGUUGAUCACCAUGUGCGGCACUCUUCUGGAGCGGUCCGUUAUCAAAGAGGACUUCGAGCCCAAGUACAAUCAGCUGCUGCAGAUGAUUCACGCCGAGUUGGACGAGGCCAAGGUGGUGUACGACCGCCAGAUGGCGCUGGCCGAGGCCGGCUCCCUCCAGCUGGGGCAGAACAUGCCCGCCGUGGCCGGCACGCUCAAGUGGAUAGCCGAGCUGCGCGGACGCGUGCAGGGCACCAUGGACAACUUCCGCGGCCUGGAGCACCCGGUGGUGGAAUGUGACUCGGCCAAAAACCUGUACGACAAGUACGACGAUCUGAUGACGCUGCUGCUCGAACGGGAGAAGACGGUGUAUGACGAGUGGCAGGGCGGCGUGACAAGUCAGAUCCAGGAGAAGCUGAAGCUGCCGCUCAUCACGCGCACGCACAAGGCCGUGCACACCAACUUUGACCCGCAGCUGGUGAGCAUCCUGAGGGAGGUCAAGUACCUACGGCAGCUGAACCGCGACGACGUACCCGGCGACGCCGGCCAGAUGGACGACAACUCGGAGAUGUACCGCCAGUAUACCUCCAACCUGGAGCUCAUCUGCACCUCUUACAAUGGCCUUCGUCAAAACACCCAGCCCGUGGAGUUCAAGCUGAUCGAGAGCCAGAUGAAGGAGAUCGACCAGCGACUAGCAAGAGCUGAAACCGAUCUGUGCUGGACCAGUCCUGAUGCUUGGGAGUACAUCAAGGGAACUCGUGACCUUGUGAUGGAUCUCUCUGAACGCGUUUCCAAGUCUCAGAAGAACAUCCAGAUUAUAAGGGAUAUGCUGUUGGUGUUUGCCUCUAAGCCUCUAUUUGAGAGAAAGGAGGAUCGGACCAACACGCUGCUAAAUCUGGAGGAAAAGGAAGAGAAGCUGAAGAAAACGUACGCGGCCAUCACGAAGUCGGGCGAAAAGAUCCAUCGCCUGGUGCGGGAGAACAAGAUACACCUGAAGGCAGACGGGAAGUCGCGCGCCUGGCGCCACUACGUGCACUUUGUAGACGGCAUCGUGGUGCAGGAGUUCGUGAGGGUGGUGCAGUGCAGCCUCGGCUACCUGCUGGACAACACCGACCCGCGCGUCAACACCCAGCCGCUGAUGGAGGCGCGUCUCGAGCUCAUCGAGCCGGACGUGCUGUUCAAGCCCUCGCUCGACUAUCAGGAGGAAGGCGGCUUUCUGGACAUCACGGAGGGUGUUGUGUCCGACAUAUUCAACAUGUCCACCCUGAUGAAGAAGCUGUCGAGGAAGGUGCACCAGAAGUCGUACCUGGAGGAGCUGGACGAGACGGAACAGCUGAGCCUGAUGCGCAACGCUCUGAUGAACAACAUCCACUCCGUCAUCAGCCAGGCUCAAGAGUACAGGUCUUCGCUGGACCAGCACAGCUACCUGUGGACGGACGACCGCAACGAAUUUAUGGCCCAGUUCCUCAGGUACGGCCACCAGAUCACGCCCGAGGAGAUCGAGCAGUUCGGCGAGGACGGCAUUCCCGAGUCGCCGCCGACGCUCGACCAGUACAAGGAGCAGAUCGACAGCUACGAGAAGCUGUACGUCGAGAUGGAGCGGGUGAAGCCCGUGGUCACGUUCGACACCUGGUUCCGGCUCGACUGCAAGCCGUUCAAGGCGGCGCUGCUCAACACCAUCAAGCGCUGGAGUCUGCUCUUCAAGCAGUACCUGAUCGACCACGUCACUAACAGCCUGCAGGACCUGGCAGACUUCAUCCACGCGAAAGACGCGGGGCUGGUGAAUCAAGUGCAGGAGGGUGACUACCAGGGCCUGGUCACCAUGAUGGCCCACCUGCUGGCCGUCAAGGAGCGGCAAGACGUCACCGACAACAUGUUCGAGCCGCUGAAGCAGACCAUUGAGCUGCUGAAGACGUACGACGUCGAGAUGUCUGAGGAGAUCCAUCUUCAGCUGCAGGAGCUGCCGGAGAAGUGGAAGAACACGGUGAAGCUGAGCAUCCAGGCCAAGCAGCAGGUGGCGCCGCUGCAGGCCAACGAGGUGGCCAACGUGCGUCGAAGCAUCUCCAACUUCGAGCUGAAGCAGCACGACUACCGCGAGACGUUCCGCAAGCUGCUCGUGUUCAGCUACGACUGCACGACCCCGUACGAGAUUCUGGACAACACGCACCUGGUGAUCAACGCCAUGGAGGCGGAGCUCGCCAAGAUCACCGCGUCUGCCGCCCUGUUCGAGGUCCAGAUGCCCGACUUCAAGCAGCUCAAGAUGUGCCGCAAGGAAGUCCGGCUCGCCAAGCAUCUGUGGGAUCAAGUGAACAUUGUCCUCGCCUGUAUCGAUGACUGGAAAAAGACGCCUUGGAAGGACAUCAACGUUGAGAACAUGGACAUCGAGUGCAAGAAGUUCUCAAAGGACGUCAGAGGCAUGGACAAGGAGGUGCGGGCGUGGGACACGUACACCCAGCUGGAGGCGACGGUGAAGAACAUGCUGACGUCGCUGAAGGCCGUGUCCGAGCUGCAGAACCCGGCCAUCCGCACCCGGCACUGGAAGCAGCUGAUGGUGGCCACCAAGGUGAAGUUCGUCAUGGACGAGAACACCACCCUGGCCGACCUGCUGGCGCUCAACCUGCACGAGUUCGAGGACGAGGUCAAGAACAUCGUCGACAAGGCCGUCAAGGAGAUGUCCAUGGAGAAGGUGUUGAAGGAGCUGGACGCCACCUGGACCACCAUGGAGUUCGAGCACGACAAGCACGACAGGACUGGCCUGCAGCUGCUGCGCGCCUCCGAGGAGCUCAUCGAGACGCUCGAGGAUAACCAAGUCCAGCUGCAGAAUCUGAUGACAUCGAAGUACAUCAGCUUCUUCUUGGAGGAGGUGUCGACCUGGCAGAAGAAGUUGAGCAUGGCAGACCAGGUGAUCACCAUCUGGUUCGAGGUUCAGCGGACGUGGAGCCAUCUAGAGAGCAUCUUCAUCGGCUCGGAGGACAUCCGCCAGCAGCUGCCCGAAGACUCGAAGCGGUUCGACGAGAUCGACGCCAAGUUUAAGGUUCUGGUGACGGACAUCAACGUCACGUCCAACGUGGUGGGCGCCACCAACCAGGACGGCCUGUACGAGCGGCUGGACGAGCUGCAGGGCCAGCUGACGCUCUGCGAGAAGGCGCUGGCCGAGUACCUGGAGACCAAGCGACUCGCCUUCCCCAGAUUCUACUUCGUUUCCUCCGCUGAUCUGCUGGAUAUCCUCAGCAACGGAAACCAGCCGGAGCUGGUGGCCAAACAUCUGACCAAGCUGUUCGAUUCGAUGGCCAAGCUGAAGUUCAAGGAAGAGGGGGGCACGGUGGCCGUCGGCAUGUUCGCCAAGGACGGCGAGUACGUCGACUUCGACGAGGACAUCGACUGCGUCGGACCGGUGGAGCAGUGGCUGAACAAGCUGCUGGAGCGGAUGCGGUGCACGGUGCGGCACUACAUGACCGAGGCCGUCGUCACGUACGAGGACAAGCCGCGUGAACAAUGGCUGUUCGACUACCCGGCUCAGGUUUCGCUAGCCGGCACCCAGAUAUGGUGGACUACCGAGGUCAACAUCAGCUUCGGCCGACUGGAGGAGGGCUAUGAGAACGCGCUCAAGGACUAUAAUAAGAAACAGGUGAGCCAGCUGAACGCCCUGAUCACGCUGCUGGUCGGAGACCUGACGAAGCAGGAGCGUCAGAAGAUCACCACCAUCUGCACCAUCGACGUGCACUCCCGGGACGUGGUCGGCAAGCUGAUCACCACCAAGGUGGAGAGCAGCCAGGCGUUCAGCUGGCAGGCGCAGCUGAGGCACAGGUGGGAUGACGAGGCCAAGGACUGCUUCGCCAACAUCUGCGACGCCCAGAUCCGCUACAGUCACGAGUACCUGGGCAACACGCCGCGGCUGGUGAUCACGCCACUGACGGACCGCUGCUACAUCACGCUCACGCAGUCGCUCCACCUGAUCAUGGGCGGCGCUCCCGCCGGCCCGGCCGGUACCGGCAAGACGGAGACCACCAAGGACCUGGGCAAGGCGCUCGGCAUCAUGGUGUACGUGUUCAACUGCUCCGAGCAGAUGGACUACAAGUCGUGCGGCAACAUCUACAAGGGUCUGGCGCAGACCGGCGCCUGGGGCUGCUUCGACGAGUUCAACCGCAUCUCGGUGGAGGUGCUGUCCGUGGUGGCCGUGCAGGUCAAGUCCGUCCAGGACGCCAUUCGGGACAAGAAGGACAGAUUCAACUUCCUCGGCGAAGAGAUCCGAUGCAUUCCGAGUGUGGGCAUCUUCAUCACCAUGAACCCGGGCUACGCCGGCCGCACCGAGCUGCCCGAGAAUCUCAAGGCCUUGUUCAGGCCGUGCGCCAUGGUGGUGCCGGACAUCGAGCUCAUCUGCGAGAUCAUGCUGGUGUCCGAGGGCUUCGUCGACUCGCGCCUGCUGGCCCGCAAGUUCAUCACCCUCUACACGCUGUGCAAGGAGCUGCUGUCCAAGCAGGACCACUACGACUGGGGCCUGCGCGCCGUCAAGUCCGUGCUGGUGGUGGCGGGGUCGCUGAAGCGGAGCGAUCGAGGGCGGCCCGAGGACCAAGUGCUGAUGCGGGCCCUGCGCGACUUCAACGUGCCGAAGAUCGUGACCGACGACGUGCCCGUGUUCAUGGGGCUCAUCUUCGACCUGUUCCCGGCGCUGGACGUGCCCAGGAAGCGUGACAUGGACUUUGAGAAGUCGAUCAAGAAGGCGUGUGUCGACCUGAAGCUGCAGCCGGAGGACGGCUUCACGCUGAAGGUGGUCCAGCUUCAGGAGUUGCUGGACGUGCGACACUCCGUGUUCAUCAUCGGCAACGCCGGCACCGGCAAGACGCAGGUGUGGAAGACCCUGUUCAGGACGCACCAGAACUUGAAGCACAGGCCCUACUUCAAUGACCUGAACCCCAAGGCUGUCACCAACGACGAACUGUUCGGCAUCAUCAACCCGUCGACGCGGGAGUGGAAGGACGGCCUGCUGUCGACGCUGAUGCGAGACAUGGCCAACCUGACCACGGACGGGCCGCGCUGGAUCGUGCUCGACGGCGACAUCGACCCCAUGUGGAUCGAGUCGCUCAACACGGUCAUGGACGACAACAAGGUGCUGACGCUGGCUUCCAACGAGCGAAUCGCGCUGACGCCCAGCAUGCGGCUGCUGUUCGAGAUCGCCACGCUGAAGCACGCCACGCCGGCCACCGUGUCGCGCGCCGGCAUCCUCUACCUGAACCCGCAGGACCUCGGCUGGAACCCGUUCGUGAACAGCUGGAUUGAGACGCGCGAGAUCCAGUCGGAGAAAGCCAAUCUGAUGAUCCUGUUCGACAAGUACGUGCCCGGCUGUCUGGAGGUCAUGCGCACCCGGCUCAAGAAGAUCACGCCCAUCGCAGAGAUCUCCCAGAUCCAGAUGCUCUGUAAUCUCCUCGACUGCAUGCUGACCCCAGACGCCGUGCCGCCCGACUCCCCUAAGGAGCUGUACGAGCUGUACUUCUGCUUCUGCUGCGUGUCCGCCUUCGGCGCCAGCAUGUUCCAGGACCAGAUGACCGACUACCGUGUGGAGUUCUCCCGCUGGUGGGUCAACGAGUUCAAGUCGGUCAAGUUCCCUGCUCAGGGCACCGUGUUCGACUACUACAUCGACAAGGACUCGCAGAAGUUCGUGCCCUGGUCCUCCAACGUGCCGUCCUUCGAGCUCGACCCGGACAUGCCCCUGCAGGCGGUGCAAGUACCGACGCCAGAGACCACCCGGCUGCGCUUCUUCAUGGACAAGCUCAUGGAGAACCGGCACCCAGUCAUGCUGGUCGGGCCGCCCGGCUCCGGCAAGACGGUGCUCAUCAACGACAAGCUGGGCCAGCUCUCGGAGGACUACAUGGUGACCAGGGUGCCCUUCAACUUCUACACCACGUCCGAGAUGCUGCAGCGUGUGCUGGAGAGGCCGCUGGAGAAGAAGGCCGGCCGCAACUACGGCCCUCCCGGCAGCAAGAAGAUGGUAUACUUCGUGGAUGACAUGAACAUGCCCGAGGUGGACCUGUACGACACGGUGCAGCCACACACCAUGCUGCGCCAGCACCUCGACUACAACCACUGGUACGACCGCACCAAGCUGUCGCUCAAGGAGAUCCACAACGUGCAGUACGUGGCGUCGAUGAACCCGACGGCUGGCAGCUUCACCAUCAACCCGCGCCUGCAGCGUCACUUCGCCGUGUUCGCCACCAGCUUCCCCGGAGCCGAGUCGCUGCACACCAUCUACAAUUCAAUUCUGCACCAGCAUCUGAGUAACCCGCUGAACAAGUUCCCGCACCCGCUGGUCAAGACGUCCCCCGGCAUCGUGCAGUCGGCGUUCGCCCUGCACCAGAAGGUGUCGCAGACCUUCCUGCCCACCGCCAUCAAGUUCCACUACGUCUUCAACCUGCGCGACCUGAGCAACAUCUUCCAGGGUCUGCUGUUCUGCGACAAAGACUCGAUCAAGAUGCCGAUCGACCUGGUGCGGGUCUGGCUGCACGAGGCGGACCGGGUCUACGGCGACAAGCUGGUCGACGAGGAGGACGGCACCUCCUUUGGCAAGAUCCUCGUCGACAUGGUCAAGAAAGGCUUCGAGGAGAUGGACGACGCAGUGGUGAUGCAGAAACCCAACAUUUGGUGCCACUUCGCCAAGGGAAUCGGAGAUCCGAAGUACAACCAGAUCGGCGGCUGGCCGGACCUGUCACGCCUGCUGAAGGAGGCCAUGGACUCCUACAACGAGAUCAACGCCGCCAUGAACCUGGUGCUGUUCGAGGACGCCAUGAUGCACGUCUGUCGCAUCAACCGGAUCCUGGAGUCGCCGCGCGGCAACGCCCUGCUGGUGGGCGUGGGCGGCAGCGGCAAGCAGUCGCUGUCCAGGCUGGCGGCCUUCAUCUCCGGCCUCGAGGUGUUCCAGGUCACGCUCAAGAAGGGCUACGGCAUCCCCGACCUGAAGGCUGACCUGGCGGCGCUCUAUCAGAAGUCGGGCCUGAAGAACGUCGGCAUGGUGUUCCUGAUGACGGACAGCCAGGUGGCCGAGGAGAAGUUCCUGGUGCUCAUCAACGACCUGCUGGCCAGCGGCGAGAUCCCCGACCUCUUCCCCGACGACGAGGUGGAGAACAUCAUCGCCGCCGUCAGGAACGAGGUCAAGGCAGCGGGAAUGCAGGACACGCGCGACAACUGCUGGCGCUUCUUCAUCGACAAAGUGCGCCGCACGCUGAAAGUUGUGCUCUGCUUCUCCCCGGUCGGCACGACGCUCCGAGUCCGAGCUCGCAAGUUCCCGGCACUGAUCAACUGCACGAACAUUGACUGGUUCCACGAGUGGCCGGAAGAGGCGCUGGUGUCGGUGUCGCAGCGUUUCCUCAGUGAAGUCCGAGAGUUGCCGGAGCCCUUGACUGCGAAGUCUGCACAGUUCAUGUCUUUCGUGCACGUUUCGGUCAACGAGAUGUCCAAGGUGUACCUCGCUAACGACAAACGCUACAACUACACGACGCCCAAGUCCUUCCUGGAGCAGAUCGCCCUCUACAGUAAACUGCUGCGGUUUAACGUGGAGGACCUGACGUCCAAGAUUAAUCGUCUGGAGAAUGGGCUGGAGAAACUGAGGAACACCAGCUCCCAGGUGGACGAUCUGAAGGCCAAGCUGGCGUCGCAGGAGGUGGAGCUGAAGAUAAAGAACGAGGACGCGGACAGGUUGAUUCAGAUCGUCGGCAAGGAGACGGAGACGGUCACCAGAGAGAAGAACAUAGCCGACUCCGAGGAGAAGAAGGUGGGCGUCAUCACCGUGGAGGUGGGUAAGAAGCAGCGCGAAUGCGAGGCGGACCUGGCCAAGGCUCAGCCGGCGCUCAUCGCCGCCAAGGACGCCCUCGACACGCUCAACAAGAACAACCUGACUGAGCUGAAGUCGUUCGGCACGCCGCCGCCGGCCGUGGUGAACGUCACAGCCGCGGUCAUGGUGCUGCUCGCGCCGGGCGGCAAGGUGGCCCGCGACCGCUCCUGGAAGGCGUGCAAGGUGAUGAUGGCUAAGGUGGACGGCUUCCUGGACGAGCUGCGCAACUACGACAAGGAGCACAUCCACCCGGAUUGCCUCAAGGCCAUCAAGCCGUACCUGGCCGACCCGCAGUUCAACGCCGAGUUUAUCCGCUCCAAGUCGCUGGCGGCGGCAGGUCUGUGCGCCUGGGUGCUGAACAUCGUCAAGUUCUACGAGGUGUACUGCGAGGUGGAGCCCAAGCGCCUGGCGCUGGAGGCGGCCAACGCCGAGCUGGCCGCCGCCCAGGACAAGCUGGCCGAGAUCAAGGAGCGCGUCGUGGUACUGGAGGAGACGCUGGGAAAGCUGACGGCCGACUUCGAGGAGGCCACGGCGGCCAAGGUCAAGUGCCAGAAGGAGGCGGACGCCACGGCUUACGUCAUCGACCUGGCCAACCGGCUGGUGGGCGGUCUGGCCUCCGAGAACGUCCGCUGGGGAGAGAGUGUCGCCAGGUACAAAGAGCAGGAGACCACCAUACCGGGGGACGUGCUGCUGGUCACCGCCUUCAUCUCGUACGUGGGCUGCUUCACCAAGCAGUACAGGACGGAGCUGCUCGACAAACAGUGGUUCCCGCAGAUCACCAAGCUGGAGGUGCCGACCACGCCCGAGCUGGACCCGCUCUCGCUGCUGACGGACGAGGCGCAGAUCGCCACCUGGAACAACGAGGGUCUGCCCAACGACCGCAUGUCGGCGGAGAACGCCACCAUCCUCACCAAGUCGGAGCGCUGGCCGCUCAUGAUUGAUCCUCAGCUGCAAGGCAUCAAGUGGAUCAAGACCAGGUACGGCGCCGAGCUGAAGGUGAUUCGGCUGGGCCAGCGCGGCUACAUGGACGUGGUGGAGCAGGCCAUCAGCGCCGGCUCCGUCGUGCUGGUGGAGAACAUCGGCGAGUCGGUCGAUCCCGUGCUCGACCCGCUGCUGGCGCGCAACCUCAUCCGCAAGGGCAGCGCCAUCAAGCUGGGCGACAAGGAGGUGGAGUACAACCCGGAGUUCCGGCUGAUCCUGCACACCAAGCUCGCCAACCCGCACUACAAGCCCGAGAUGCAGGCGCAGACCACGCUCAUCAACUUCACCGUCACCAAGGACGGCCUGGAGGACCAGCUGCUGGCCGAGGUGGUGAAGGCCGAGCGGCCCGACCUCGAGGAGCAGAAGUACAACCUAACGAAGCAGCAGAACGAAUUCAAGAUUCUGCUGAAGAAGUUGGAGGAUAAUCUGCUGUCGCGUCUGUCUUCUGCCGGCGGCAACUUCCUGGGAGACACAGAGCUGGUGGAGAAUCUCGAGUAUACCAAGGCCACAGCUGCUGAGGUCCAAGACAAGGUGAUCGAGGGCCGCGAGACGUCCAUCCAGAUCGACGAGGCCCGCGAGCUGUACCGGCCGGCCGCCGCGCGCGCCUCACUGCUCUAUUUCAUCCUCAACGACCUGCACAAGAUCAACCCCAUCUACCAGUUCUCGCUCAAGGCGUUCAGCGUGGUGUUCCACAAGGCCAUGAGCAAGGCGGAGCCGGCGGAGGAGGUGAAGGACCGCGUGGAGAACCUGAUUGACAGCGUCACCUACUCGGUCUUCAUGUACACCACACGUGGUCUGUUCGAAUGCGACAAGCUCAUCUUCACCGCUCAGAUGGCGUUCCAGAUACUGUUGGAGAGCAAGGAGAUUCAUUACUACGAGCUGGACUUCCUGCUGCGCUUCCCAAUCACCCCGAACGUCACGUCCCCGGUGGACUUCCUCACCAACACAUACUGGGGCGCCAUCAAGUCCCUCAGCUCCCUGGAGGAGUUCAAGAACCUGGACCGCGACAUCGAGGGCUCGGCCAAGCGCUGGAAGAAGUUCUGCGAGUCGGAGUGUCCGGAGAAGGAGAAGUUCCCGCAGGAGUGGAAGAACAAGUCGGCGCUGCAGCGACUGUGCAUGAUGCGCGCCCUGCGGCCGGACCGCAUGACCUACGCCGUCCGAGCUUUCAUCGAAGAAAGGCUUGGAUUUAAGUACAUCGAGGGCCGAAGUGUGGAGUUCUCGAAGUCGUUCGAAGAGUCGGGUCCGUCCACGCCCAUCUUCUUCAUCUUAUCACCUGGCGUGGACCCAUUGAAAGAUGUGGAGAAGCUGGGCCGCAAGCUGCGCUUCACGUUCGACCACAAGAACUUCCACAGCGUGUCGCUGGGCCAGGGCCAGGAGGUGGUGGCCGAGAACGCGCUGGAGGUGGCCGCCAAGCACGGCCACUGGGUCAUCUUGCAGAACAUCCACCUGGUGAAGAACUGGCUGCCGCGACUGGAGAAGCGGCUGGAGACCAACAGCCAGUCGGGGCACAAGAAGUACCGCGUGUUCAUGUCGGCAGAGCCGGCGCCCACGCCGGACGCGCACAUCAUACCGCAGGGAAUCCUCGAGUCGGCGAUUAAGAUAACGAACGAGCCUCCUACGGGGAUGUUCGCAAACCUGCACAAGGCGCUGGACAACUUCACGCAGGACACGCUGGAGAUGUGCACCAAGGAGGCCGAGUUCAAGUCGAUCCUGUUCUCGCUCUGCUACUUCCACGCGGUGGUGGCUGAGCGUAGGAAGUUCGGGCCGCAGGGCUGGAACCGGCCCUACCCCUUCAACGUCGGCGACCUGACCAUCAGCGUCAACGUGCUCUUCAACUACCUGGAGGCCAACAGCAAGGUACCGUGGGAGGACCUGCGCUACCUGUUCGGCGAGAUCAUGUACGGCGGCCAUAUCACCGACGACUGGGACCGCCGGCUCUGCCGCACCUACCUCGAGGUUUACAUGCACCCGGACCAGCUGGAGGGCGACCUGUUCUUCGCGCCGGGCUUCGCCAGCCCGCCCAACUCCGACUACAAGGGCUACCACGCGUACGUGGACGAGAUGCUGCCGCCAGAGUCGCCCUACCUGUACGGCCUCCAUCCCAACGCUGAGAUCGGGUUUCUGACGGCCACCUCCGACAACCUGUUCCGCAUCGUGUUCGAGCUGCAGCCGCGCGACUCGGGCGGAGGCGGUGGCGUCACCACCACCCGAGAGGAGAAGGUCAAGCAGAUCCUGGACGACAUCGUGGACAAGCUGCCGGACGAAUUCAACAUGUCAGAGAUCAUGGGCAAGGUGGAGGAGCGCACGCCGUAUGUGGUGGUGGCGUUCCAGGAGUGCGAGCGCAUGAACAUGCUGACGGGUGAGAUCCGGAGGUCGCUGAAGGAGCUGGACCUGGGUCUGAAGGGCGAGCUGACGAUCACGGCCGAGAUGGAGGACCUGGGCAACUCGCUGUUCAUGGACGCCGUGCCGGCCUCGUGGACCAAGCGGGCGUACGCCUCCAUGCUGGGCCUCACCGUCUGGUACUCGGACCUGCUGCUGCGCGUGCGCGAGCUGGAGAGCUGGACCUCCGACUUCCAGCUGCCGGCGUCCGUGUGGCUGGCCGGCUUCUUCAACCCUCAGUCGUUCCUCACGGCCAUCAUGCAGAGCACGGCCCGCAAGAAUGAGUGGCCGCUCGACCGGAUGUGCCUGCAGUGUGACGUCACCAAGAAAAACAAGGAGGACUUCUCCUCGGCGCCGCGCGAGGGCGCCUACGUCCACGGCCUGUUCAUGGAGGGCGCCCGCUGGGACACCGGCGCCAACUCCAUCAUGGACUCCAAGCUCAAGGAGCUCUACCCUGUUAUGCCAGUUAUCUUCAUCAAAGCGAUGACCCAGGAUAAACAGGACACGAGGAACAUCUACGAGUGUCCCGUCUACAAGACGCGCAUGCGCGGUCCCACCUUCGUCUGGACGUUCAACCUGAAGACCAAAGAGAAGGCCAGCAAGUGGAUCCUCGCCGGGGUGGCUUUGCUCCUUCAGAUCUAGUCGAGAGACGCUCGCUGGCACGUGCUGCGGCAGCGGGUGGACGGGCACCGCUCGAACAUGCCGGUGCUAAGAAGAUGUCGUUUUUGUGUUGCUCGAUUAUCGGGUGACGCUCGGACUGAUCGAGUAAUCAUGGCGCCGAUUGACAGUAUCGAGGAGAUUUUGCGCUUCUUCCGCUGCGCUCCUACCGCAUGCAGAUAAAGAAUAAGUUGUAAAAGGUUAUCCCCUCCUAAGCCGCUGUUGAGACUGUGACGCUGCUCGUUUGUUAAAGCACGUGAUGAAAUUCCGUGUAGUCUUGUCCUUGUCGAGCACCGCGUUGCCGUCUUCGUUUUCCGAUGUAGCGAGCACCAGGAUGUGCGUCCUGCUCGGCAGGGUUAGCAGGGCGCCGUGUUUAGUAGGAUGGAGCUGGACGGUCCGAGUCUAAAUCAAAUGACGAAUAUA
Molecule: messenger RNA, 14034 nt
Organism: Pollicipes pollicipes
Lineage: Eukaryota; Metazoa; Arthropoda; Thecostraca; Pollicipedomorpha; Pollicipedidae
Product: dynein beta chain, ciliary
Exons: 93
Coding region: 184-13596 (4470 amino acids)
Biological process (GO): microtubule-based movement
Cellular component (GO): dynein complex
Molecular function (GO): ATP hydrolysis activity; dynein intermediate chain binding; minus-end-directed microtubule motor activity
Source: RefSeq, a predicted model, not a curated record